Arachis stenosperma is the source of this 2461-nucleotide messenger RNA. Its product is annotated as mitogen-activated protein kinase kinase kinase 3-like. The transcript is spliced from 11 exons. NCBI's taxonomy places the organism in Eukaryota, Viridiplantae, Streptophyta, Magnoliopsida, Fabales, Fabaceae. The record is from RefSeq and is a predicted model, not a curated record. The coding region runs from base 241 to 2136 and encodes 631 amino acids. Gene Ontology annotation, biological process: protein phosphorylation. Gene Ontology annotation, molecular function: protein kinase activity; ATP binding.
UCACUUCAUUCUGAUUCCUCCAUAUCAAAGUAAACUGCUCUAACAAACACACUCACUUGCAUUCUCCCUCUAUACGAAAUAGCCACGUCAUUUCCCCGCUUUAUCCAACCACCGUGACUCACCUCUCUCCCUAUCUUUCCUCGCAUCUUCUUCUCUUUCACCUUCCAAUUCCAAACACCACCUCUCCUUCUUAUUCUUCUUCUUCUUCUUCUUCAAACUUGUGGUUUCUACUGUUCUAGAAUGCCGGCGUGGUGGAGUAGAAAAUCCUGCAAGAACAAACAGCAGAAUCAGGGUGAGGUUGAAGAUGAGGAAGAGACACGUGGCAGGCAGAAAUUCAAUCUGAUAGGAUCGCCGAUUAGCAUUAUCAGCAGCAGGAAGAAAGGCAAGGACAAGAACAAGAACAACAAGAGCUUCGAUGAGCUUAUCGCCUCUCGCAACUCACCGAGGACAAGCAAGGAAUUCGCCAGCGUCGACGGUAACGACAAUAACAGAGACCGAGACAGAGGGCUUCCGUUGCCUCGCCCUACGGUUUCGCCCAAUCACAGCUUCAACAACGAUCAGGGCGUCGUCUUUGGAUCUACUUCGCUAUCUGGUUCCAGCGUCAGCUCCUCAACCUCUUACGAGGACCACCUUAUAUCUCCUCAAUUCAUUAACAACAGAGGACAAGGUGACAUCAAAUUCCAUGUGAGGCCAAAGAGCCCAGGUGCCGGGUCAAGGGGGCCGACAAGCCCUACAUCGCCACUUCAUCAGAGGAUUUUGAGUCUCGACUCUCCUACAGGCAAGCAAGACGAUGGAAAAAGUGAAUGUCACCCGUUGCCUCUUCCCCCUGGCUCUCCUACUAGUCCUUCCACCCUUUCCACCCCACGGGCAAAUGGAUCCUUAGAAAACAACGCCAGUAAUCUGUCGAAGUGGAAGAAAGGAAAGCUUCUAGGAAGGGGAACUUUUGGGCAUGUUUAUCUUGGAUUUAAUAGUGAGAGUGGACAAAUGUGUGCAAUAAAGGAAGUCAGGGUUGUCUCUGAUGAUCCAACAUCAAAAGAGUGCCUCAGACAACUUAAUCAGGAGAUAAACUUGCUUAAUCAGCUUUCACAUCCAAACAUUGUUCAAUACCAUGGGAGUGAACUGGGUGAAGAAACACUAUCAGUUUAUUUGGAGUAUGUUUCUGGUGGUUCUAUCCAUAAAUUGCUACAGGAAUAUGGUUCAUUUAAGGAGCCUGUCAUUCAAAAUUAUACCAGGCAGAUUGUAUCUGGGCUUGCUUAUUUGCAUGCAAGAAAUACAGUACACAGAGAUAUCAAAGGAGCUAACAUACUUGUUGAUCCUAAUGGUGAAAUCAAGCUGGCAGACUUUGGAAUGGCUAAACUUAUAAAUUCUGCUGCCUCAGUACUUUCAUUCAAAGGAAGUCCAUACUGGAUGGCACCUGAGGUUGUAAUGAAUACCAAUGGCUAUGGUCUUCCAGUUGAUAUAUGGAGCUUGGGAUGCACAAUUCUUGAAAUGGCAACGUCGAAGCCUCCAUGGAAUCAAUAUGAAGGGGUAGCUGCCAUAUUUAAAAUUGGUAACAGCAAAGAUAUGCCUGAAAUCCCUGAACAUCUUUCAGAUGAUGCCAAAAGCUUCAUUAAGCUAUGUUUAAAUAGGGACCCGUUAGCACGCCCAACAGCUCAAAUGCUACUAGACCACCCCUUCAUUCGUGACCAAUCAGCAACAAAAGCUGUAAAUGUUAGCAUAACCAGAGAUGCUUUCCCCCGCAUGUUAGAUGGAAGCCGGACUCCGCCGCCUGUUUUGGAGCAUCAAUCCAAUAGAACAAGUAUAACGUCACUUGAUGGAGAUCAUGCAACGAAGACAGCUCGAGCAGCUUCUCACGCAUUAAGGAGCCCAAGAGACAACGCAAGAACAAUCACAUCUUUGCCAGUGUCUCCCUCUUCAAGUCCAUUGAGACAAUAUGGGACAGCACAAAAGAGCGGUUUCUUUUCUCCUCCUCAUCCAACUUACACAAUGAUGGGGCAAAAUAAUUUCAAUUUGAGUGACACGUCGCCAUAUUCUGUGAGAUCAAAUGCAGCAUUCACUCUCGAUCCUUGGCAUGAAACGUCUCGAUACAAAGCCCAAACACCACUUGGUGGAUCUCCAAGAAUGAGAUUCAUUUGAAUUUUGAUUGUAAAUACGGUUAGCAUUAAAAUCUGAGAGUUUCCCCAGCAUGCAUGCCUUGUGAACUGUGCUUGGUUGGACUUCAAUCCUGACUCCGAACUCUGAAGCACCGAAAGAUGCUGCUGCCAUGCUGGUCCAUUCUUUAUAUGUGAGAACCAGACGACAAACGACUGGGGAAACCAUGCUGCUUGUAACAUUUUUCUUGAUUAUUGUAAAUGUAGUGUGCUUACAAUGUUUGUAGUGACGUUUACGAUGUAUAUUGCUAGUUCAUGGAAGAAGGAAAAGGAAAAAAAAAAGAAAAGAAAAAUGGAAAUUUUUGAAGCUC